GGGGGACGAGCUGCGGGCUCCGGCGCUGCUCGCUGCUCCUCGGUUCAUCCGGUAGACGGGAGGGACGACGCAGACAUGCUGACACGUGGAUUACCGCGGACGAGAGGAGCCGCCGCGCGCCGCCGGCUGGAUUAACCGGUCGUUUUGCAUGGGUGUGUGUCGGCGUGCGGGAGCGCUCCGGUUUUCUCGCUCUCGCUCCGGGACCCGGCGAUGCGCUCACUGAAGGAAACGGGCUUCGCAGACAUCCGGAACACGCAUCCAUGCGCCACGACCGCUCCGCAUCCCGAUAUGCUUCCGACAAAAGCCCCAAGGAGCUCCGCUGAAAACCCGCGCACGCGGAUCGGCAUGGGCGCGUCGACGCGCGGAUCUGGCUGUGUUCUGAGGACGAGGCUCUGGAGCGCGGUCGUGCGAUGAGACAGUUCGGGAAUCAUCAAGUAGACUUUAUUGAUGCAUAAUUUGACAAUAUGGCUGAUCAGAGCAACAUCCAGUCCGCCGCCUCGAAGAGCAUCCGGCCCUUUAAAUCCAGCGAAGAAUACCUGUACGCCAUGAAGGAGGACCUGGCGGAAUGGCUCAACACCCUGUACGAUCUGGAUAUCACUGCGGACACCUUCAUGGACGGCCUGGAGACGGGCUGUGCCCUCUGCAGACACGCCAACAACGUGAACCGCGCCGCGCAGGACUUCCAGCUGGAGUACCCGGAGGCUGCGCACUCCAUGAAGGUGCCGUCCAAAGAUGUUGUCUUCCAGUCGCGCAACGUCGUCCCGGGCUCCUUCCUGGCCCGGGAUAACGUGUCCAACUUCAUCAGCUGGUGCAGACAGGAGCUCUGGAUCAAGGACGUCCUCAUGUUCGAGACCAACGACUUGGUGGAGAGAUGCAACGAGAAGAAUUUCGUGCUGUGCCUCCUGGAGGUGGCCCGACGCGGGUCCAAGUUCGGCAUGCUGGCCCCGAUGCUGAUCCAGCUGGAGGAGGAGAUCGAGGAGGAGAUCCGGGAUCAGGAGAGUCUGAGGAUCGAUGCGGGAAAGCCGGCCGAGCAAAGCCCACCCAGCAGGUGUUUCAGCCGGAAGGAGAGCAGCCACAGCGCCGAGGAUGAAGAGGAGCCUGAUCCAGAGCCCUUCAUCUGGCAGCAGAAGAGAGUUUUAUGUGACAUGCGAAAUUUGGAUGAGUUGGUGCGUGAGAUCCUUGGCCGGUGUUCCUGCCCGGCGCAGUUUCCAAUGAUCAAGGUGUCCGAGGGGAAAUAUAAAGUAGGAGACUCCAGCGCGCUGAUCUUCAUCAGGGUCCUCCGUACUCAUGUGAUGGUGCGUGUCGGAGGGGGCUGGGACACAUUAGAGCACUAUUUGGACAAGCACGACCCGUGUCGCUGUGCUGCUUUUGCCCACCGUUACCAUCAAGCUAAAGCCAGUGGACAAAACCAGGGAGCGCAGAGCAAAUCCUCAAGUGCCCACUCCUCCCGCUCCACCAGCCCGGGGCCACACUGGCGAAAUGACGGCAUAGCACCUUACAAACCCCCCGACAGGCGGUCCCUGGAGCCCCUCGCCGCUGCCUGCGCCUCCUCCUUUCCCUCCGCAAAGCCCGGCCGGUCUCAGAACUCGGAAGUGGACGCCGCCGCAGCCCGGGCUCUGCUCCCGCGGCCUCCGCGAGACCGCUCCGAACCGCGACACUUUAAUCCGCUCAGGAAUAAGGAGACAAAGAUGCCGUUGACUCGACGUUUGUCUGGAGACAGUGACUCCUCCACAGCCUCCUCUAAGGGAGGAGGCGGAGGCGGAGGUGGACGGCCCUCUCUCGGCGGUACUUCACGGCGUUCUGGUGAAGAGGUAGUUCUGCUUGUCAGUCGUAAAGAGGGUAAGCAUAUGAUUGAAAGGCCCGGAGCCGGAAAUCCAAACCCUCCCCUGCGUACUUCAGCGCCCCGUGCGCGCAGCCAGUCACGGGAACGUACUUCGCUCGCUCCGAUACUGAAACCCAAUCCACCGCAAGGGUCCUCUGAGGGAACCAGGCAGCCUCGUACAGAGAGGGGGCGCUCUCUUGGAAACGAGGGGCCAAGGAGGCUUCAUGCUCCUCGUUCCCACAGCCAAAGUAAGAUAUCAAGUCGAGCUCGAGCCAACGAUGCCAGUCCAGGACCCUCUCUCUCCUGCAGGGAGCCUCAGCCCACGCCGUCAGACAGACGAGAGGACCUCCGGGCCAAGCAGAUGCCCCCUUCCUCUCCAAGAGUAAGCGCUGGGUUUAGCAAGAGGCAGUCAUCCUCUUGCACGAACUCACCCGUUAAAGGAAUCCAGGGCAACAACAGCAGCCCCAGCAAGAAAACUAUAACCACUCCCAGACCCCCGGCGCCGCGUUCUCCCUCCACGGGGAAAGGUAGACUACUGCCACCAGUCACCUCGGGAGGACGGCGCUCCCCUCAUUCCUCCCCCCGCAACUCUCACCACCACUCUGCCCGACCCUCUCGGCUGUCGCAGGGCCCUCGCUCUGCCGGGCGGGGCCACCACAGGAACUGGUCCGGCAUGGGCCACCAGGAGUCGGAGGAGGAGGAAGGACUGGGGUUUGGCUUCCAGAGGCUGCCGACUUUAGACCCUCAGAGAGAGCAGGACCUGUACCGCAGCUUUGAGGCUGAGUUUCUGGCCAAUACGCAGCAAGCAAAAGCACUGUCCAGCAAGAUGCCAGGAGGGGCGACGUCACACGGAGCCGGGACACAUCCAGUGCCAGCGCUCGCUGAUCCUAAUGUCACAGAUUCAGCCUAUUCCUCGUCUAAUUCCUCUAGCUCCUCUCUGAAUGUGGGGGCAAAGAUAGGAGCUCUGCCUGACCUCAGGGAAUCCAAGAGAAUGAACCCCCGCCACCUCUCCCUGGAGGACCCUUUGAAUUUAAUUUAUGGACACAAUUUUGGGCAAGGAGAGCCUGAACACUGGGGGGAUUGUGGACCGGGUCUCAAGAAGCUCCCAGCCAUCUCCAGCUCCAUGGAGGAACAGGAAAACUCUCCACAGUCAGAGCGGCUGGUGAAUCAGAUCCCCUCACAGCCUCCUGACCCCUGCAGGAAUAUGAAUGGAGACCAUGGAUGUUCUUCUCCCACACAGGGACUCGCAGGUCAACAGAAUCAGGUGGGCUGGGCCGCGCAGACCGAAGGAGACGUUCCUCUAGAAAACCAUCAGCCGAGCUUACCUUAUGACCUGAACAACUGCGAUGGGAGCGAUGACCUCCCGCCCCCAGAGGCGUGUCCGUCACCUGUGCACCUUCCCCCUUCUGAGGACUGCUCCUUCCAGGAUUCCUCCAGUGAAAGCUCGUCUAUGUGCUUCAGUUUAAGUGAAUCUCGCUCUGAGUCCCCCCCGCCGUCUUUACCUCUGACUAACGGAAACGUGGACGGUGACGUCCUCCAGACUAAGAAAGGGCAAAAGAAAUCCAGUAGGGUAGAUCCGGCCUCGAAGCACAAACUGGGCGCCAGGUUCAGGCCUCGCAUUGACAACAGGCCGGAGAACAGCCCCUCACGUAUCCCCACGCCAGUCAGCUACAGAGACCUGCAGGCUCACGACUCUCUCUCCCCCUGCCACACCCCGCCUCUCUCCCCACAGAGCUCCCGUCCAGGCCGUGCAGCCACGUGCAAAGGCCUCCACCAGGCCUUCGCAGACAUGAUCCAUCCUCAGCCGCGCUCUCCGGCCAUGGGCCACAAAGAUUUGACCUUUCCUGGACAGUCAGGCAGUUUGGACACUGAAGCCUGGAUGUAGCACAGAACUGAUAGAGAGGCGUCACGAACUCGAACUACUGUGUACAAAAUAAGACUUGAGACUGCAUGUCAAGCACUCGUUUUCUUUUCAUUUCUACCCCGAGCACAAAUGCAAGGGGUUCACUCACUUUUGCUUUUUUUGCACUCAAGCCAAAUUAUUUAUUACCAAAGGAAUGGUUUUUAUGGUUACUGUUAUUUUUAACGUGUGCAUGUGGUUUGCUUUUGCCAAUUUGCAAGGUGGUUUUUUUUUUUUUUUUUUCCAUAUGAAGUUCUCACGGCUGACACACACAAAUAUAGAGAGAGCAUAUGUGCUGCCAUGUGCCCCUCUAAGGGGGCAUGGCGAAGUGCCAGGGAUUUUAAACUGAGACUCCAUGCCCAGUGUAAACACUAAACCCCUUUAGUCAGAUGGAGCAGCUCCCUCUUGUGGUUUGCUGCAGACUCUGCUUGCCUUGGUCGUCAGCAUACUGGUAUGAUGACUGUGACAUUUUCAGUCUCCCCACAUCAGUGGUCUUCACAUAUGACAGCAUACUCAUAAUCACACUAUAUUUACCGGUGACGUGGGCUUAAGUGCCCCCAUUGUUCCUCUCACUUUAUGAACCUGGUGCACACUAAAAAUAUUUCUGUACAGUUUAAAGGUCGUUCUCUACGUUUCACUAUCAAUUGAAGUAGUCAUUUGAAAUAAUUUAUCUGGUUCCUGUGUUGCAGGGUUUUUUUUCUUUUAAGUUUAAUGCAGUACAAUGUUUAGAACUUCUACUUUUAAAUGGGUCAAAUGUAAAAAGAUGAGGAGCAGUGUUAAUUCUUUUACGCUGCGUCAUUGCCACUGAAACGGAGAGCUCUUCCUCAGACCAAACUGUACUCUGGAAAAACAAUGCUGAAUAUAUAAACGCGCGAGCAGAAGUCACACGAUUCAGAGGAUGAAUGUGUAAAUACCUGCUGACGUGCUCAUUCGAGAAAAGUGGUUGUUUUGUACAUAAAAAGCUUGGGAUUUACAGUUUAAUGUACAUAUUCACUGUAUUCAGUUCUGUGCUGCCUUAGCUAUGCAAUAUUGGUGUUGGAAAUGCCUUGACAGUUCCCUUUGCCUUAAACUUUAUUCACAUGUUAGUUUUGAAUGUUUUUGCUUAACAUCUCUAAGAUCUACUGGGUAACACUACAUUCCCAUGAUGAUGCUAUUUAUAAUGAUGGAAAUGAUGAUUGGUAAACUUGGGCCUGGAUAUGCUAAAAAGAAAAGUGAGGUGCAUUGCCAAUUUUACAUAAUUAUACUUGAGACCAGAUCUAUAUUGUAUCGCCCCUGUUUUUUGUGAUGAAACACAAGAAGACCACUGUUUGGAGUAUGGAUUUGACAGAUAUGGCACAAUCUAUAGCGACAUCUAGUGGCUAAAGAAUGACAUUUGGAAUUUUUUUUUUUUUUUUUU
Molecule: messenger RNA, 5118 nt
Organism: Salarias fasciatus (jewelled blenny)
Lineage: Eukaryota; Metazoa; Chordata; Actinopteri; Blenniiformes; Blenniidae
Gene: gas2l1
Product: growth arrest-specific 2 like 1
Exons: 5
Coding region: 465-3707 (1080 amino acids)
Biological process (GO): protein localization to microtubule plus-end; microtubule bundle formation; regulation of microtubule polymerization or depolymerization
Cellular component (GO): cytoplasm; microtubule plus-end; stress fiber
Molecular function (GO): cytoskeletal adaptor activity; actin filament binding; microtubule binding
Source: RefSeq, a predicted model, not a curated record